ACAAGUGCGCUCUACUGCUUCACUGUUACAACGAAAAAUCUCUUCAUUUGCCACAUCAUUUCAAUAAAUUUUUGAUUAUACUCUCAAUAUGUCGAAUGGAUUUUGGAUGGAUGAUGGACAACAACAACAGGGAGGAUGGAACACUCAAACAAAUCAACAAGACAUGGGUUGGGGUCAAUUUGAUUACUCGCAGCCACAACAGCCACCGCAGCAAGCUGGAAACGACUACUAUCAACAAAAUCAACAAUAUCAACAACCACAAACCAAUUAUUAUGGAGGACAAAUGUUCAUGCCAAACAACGGGACGGGAGCAAUUCCAAACGCCGGUGUUGCUGCUGAUGGCGAAGACUAUGAAAAUGAGCCACCACUCUUGGAAGAACUCGGAAUUAACUUCUCACAUAUCAAGGAGAAAACUAUUGCUGUUUUAAAUCCAACUGGAUCUGCAACUGUCGAAGUUAUUGCUGAUCAAGAUCUUGCUGGACCUCUCGUCUUCUGUCUUCUUUUUGGAGCCGCUCUUCUUCUUCACGGCAAACUCUCGUUUGGAUUUAUCUAUGGAGUUGGCGGACUUGGAUGCGUUGGAAUUUAUGCCCUCAUGAAUCUCAUGGCAACGGACGAGAAAAAUAUUUCCUUCACCUGCACCGCAUCAGUUCUUGGAUAUUGUCUACUUCCAAUGGCUCUUCUGAGCAUUGUUACAGCUGUAUUAUCAUUCAAGGGCAUUAUCGGGUAUAUUAUAUCGUCGCUUGCUGUCCUUUGGUGUUCUUCUGCUUCAUCAAAAUUGUUUGUAAUCGCUUUGUCAAUGGAUCACCAACGUCUUCUCGUUGCAUAUCCGUGUGUUCUUCUCUACUCUGUUUUCGCCCUUCUUGCCAUUUUCUAACGUCGUGUCUUCUUGUGAAUAGUUUAAAUACUUGAGUAAUUUAUUAUCAUUAUUUAUGAGUAUAGUGCCUCAAUUAAUUCAUUAUCAUAAACUAUUUUUUGUCAUU
This is a messenger RNA of Caenorhabditis elegans, 980 nucleotides long. It is a transcript of the gene F32D8.14, whose product is annotated as Protein YIPF. The transcript is spliced from 4 exons. Gene Ontology annotation, cellular component: endomembrane system; Golgi membrane; cytoplasm. Lineage: Eukaryota; Metazoa; Nematoda; Chromadorea; Rhabditida; Rhabditidae. The record is from RefSeq and is marked reviewed. The coding region runs from base 89 to 874 and encodes 261 amino acids. Gene Ontology annotation, biological process: endoplasmic reticulum to Golgi vesicle-mediated transport.